Molecule: messenger RNA, 3405 nt
Organism: Aspergillus oryzae RIB40
Lineage: Eukaryota; Fungi; Ascomycota; Eurotiomycetes; Eurotiales; Aspergillaceae
Exons: 2
Coding region: 1-3405 (1134 amino acids)
Biological process (GO): cellular hyperosmotic response; phosphorelay signal transduction system; phosphorylation
Cellular component (GO): membrane
Molecular function (GO): phosphorelay sensor kinase activity
Source: RefSeq, a predicted model, not a curated record
AUGGCAGCGGUUGAGACAGCCUUCAGGACUGCGGCUGCCGGUUUAGAAUCUGCCAUAUCAACUAGAAUUCAUGACACUCAUCCUUUUCAACCGUUGGGCUCCCCGGCGGAGGAAGUGUACAGUUUGCUCUUUCGGUUACCAGGAGAGCCAAGCGAUGCAAAGGCAGCCUUCGAGAAACAGCUGCAGGCCUUCAUAGGCCAUAUACAGUUUCUCCAAAAUGGUGCUCUGGAGGGUGACAUAUCGCCACCUCAUUCAGACAAUGGAUAUUUACCACAUUCUACUCUGUGCGGGCAGCAUACUGAGAUGAUUCUAAGUCCUAAGCCCCGAAAGCGGAAGUUUGCAUGUCACCAAGUCGAUCAUACCCCUGAGUAUGGGUUCGCGAACGAUGAUCACUAUUCUCUGGUUAAACGCGCUCUUGAUGAGCAGAAAGACGAAAUCAAGCUGCCACGGGAAGUCGUUUCGAGCCUCUUUCGUGAACUGCUACGUCACCGCGCAGCAAACAAGCAUCCCGAUCACGAGGUAGACCUUCGGAAACAUCAGCAGAUGAACAAAGCGUUUCAAACAGCCUUGCAAGAGAUUGCAAAAGUCAUCACCAAAGUUGCCAACGGAGACCUAUCUACUAAAGUCCCGAUUCACCCGUUGGAGAUGGACUCGGAUAUCAUCACUUUCAAGGUCACAAUGAAUGCCAUGCUUGACCAGCUGCGAGUUUUCGCCAGUGAGGUCUCAAGAGUGGCGUGGGAGGUGGGAACUGAGGGCAUUCUCGGCGGCCAAGCUCAAGUAUCUGGGAUGCACGGCGUAUGGAGAGAAGUGACCGACAAUGUUAACACCAUGGCGCUGAACCUGACUAACCAGGUCCGGGAGAUUGCAGUGGUCACCACGGCGGUGGCCCACGGGGACUUGAGCCAAAAGAUCGAACGCCCUGCCAAGGGUGAGAUUUUCCUGUUACAGAAUACUUUCAACACUAUGGUAGACCAGCUCCGUACAUUUGCCACCGAAGUCAUUCGUGUCGCCCGAGAUGUGGGUAUUGAAGGGGUUCUUGGUGGGCAAGCGCGAGUAUAUGGUACUCAGGGAAUGUGGAAUGAACUUACGACUAACGUUAAUGCCAUGGCCAACAACCUGACCAUGCAGGUCAGGGACAUUGCAACUGUGACUACUGCCGUCGCCAAUGGUGAUCUAACUCAGAAGGUCCGGGCAGACUGCAAGGGAGAGAUACUGGCUCUAAAGAAUAUUAUUAACUCGAUGGUUGACCAGCUCCGCCAGUUCGCCCAGGAGGUGACAAAGAUCGCCAGAGAGGUGGGAACAGAUGGUGUUUUAGGAGGCCAGGCGACUGUCCACGGAGUCGAGGGUGUCUGGAAGGACCUAACUGAAAGUGUUAACAGGAUGGCAAUGAAUCUUACAAACCAAGUCAGAGAGAUUGCGGAUGUGACCACAGCUGUAGCUCGUGGUGACCUCAGCAAACGCAUCACUGCCAACGUGAACGGUGAAAUCUUAAACCUCAAGGAUACCAUCAACGGGAUGGUCGGUCAGCUGAACCAGUUUGCGUCUGAAGUUUGCAAAGUUGCGCGUGAGGUUGGUGUCGAUGGAACUCUAGGUGGUCAGGCUGUCGUUGCCAACGUCGAGGGAGAGUGGAAAGCCCUGACAGACAACGUCAAUAUGAUGGCAGACAAUCUGACCUCGCAGGUCCGGGCCUUUGGACAAAUCACCAAUGCAGCCACUGAUGGUGACUUUAGCAAACUGAUCACCGUCAGCGCGUCCGGCGAAAUGGACGAGCUAAAGCAAAAAAUCAAUAAAAUGAUCUCUAAUCUACGUGACAGUAUACAGAGGAAUACUGCAGCUCGAGAGGCGGCCGAGCUGGCCAACCAGAGUAAAUCAGAGUUCUUAGCCAAUAUGAGCCAUGAGAUUCGGACGCCCAUGAAUGGUAUUAUUGGUAUGACUCAACUGGCCCUUGAUACCGACGACUUGCCUCCCCCAACUCGGGAGAUGUUGAACGUGGUCCAUAACCUGGGAAAUAGCCUGUUGGUGAUUAUUGAUGAUAUUCUCGACAUUUCAAAAAUUGAAGCGAAUCAUAUGAAGAUCGAGUCUGUUCCGUUCAGCUUGGGACAGACAGUUUUUAAGGCCCUAAAAAUCCUUGCAGUCGAAGCGAGCGAGAGAAGCCUCCAUCUUACAUACCACAUCAACAACUCGGUGCGAGACUGUGUGAUCGGAGAUGCCUUUCGUCUAAGACAGAUCAUUCUGAACCUCAUCGGGAAUGCGAUAAAAUUCACGGAGACGGGCCAAAUACAGCUUACGAUCAAGGAGGCGGUACCAAGGUGCCAUCCGGACAAGUACCUGCUCGAGUUCUCGGUCUCAGAUACUGGAAUUGGCAUUGACAAGAGCAAGUUGGAUUUGAUAUUCGACAAGUUUCAGCAGGCUGAUGGCUCCAUGACAAGGAAGUUCGGUGGCACUGGUUUGGGCUUGUCAAUAUCGAAGAAACUGGUCAACCUCAUGGGAGGAGAUAUUUGGGUCACCUCAGCCGUAGGUGUUGGGAGCACUUUCCACUUCACCUGUGCAUUUACCUCCUUAGAUCCGCCUGUCAAGGACAUUACCAAAUAUGUUAUACCAUACAAGGGCUGUCGAGUCUUGUUUGUCGAGAAGAUUAGUGGUCAUUGCAAUGAGGACGGAAAAGGAAUCCAACAGACACUGCAACAAAUGGGCCUUCACGUGGAUGUCGUGAGGCUUGAGGAUGGAGCUGCACCGACAGAAACCGCGGCUCAGCACGGCAAAGACCUUCGUCGGCAAUACGACGUCUUGAUCGCUCCAACAAUGGAUUCUGUAUCGCAGCUACGAAAUUUCGACCGGUUCAAGACUCUCCCCGCCGUGCUAGUGUGUCCCGUGGUGUCAGUGGCCAUGAAAUCCGCUUUGGAUCUGGGUAUCACAUCCUAUGUGACCACACCCUGUCGUCCGAUCGAAUUAGUCAACGGUAUUCUUCCCGCCCUGGAAGGUCGCCCUUCUCGCCGUUCCGCGGAGGAAACGCGUCCUUUGGCUAUCCUCCUUGCCGAGGAUAAUGAGGUCAAUCAGAAGGUAGCUCUCAAAGUAAUGCAGAGGUAUCACCACAACGUGACAGUCGUCUCGAACGGACAAGAGGCCCUUGAUGAGUUUCGCCACAAGCAGUACGACGUAAUAUUGAUGGACGUUCAAAUGCCAGUCAUGGGUGGGUUUGAAUCGACCCUUAGAAUCCGAGAUUACGAGAGGCUUCAUUCGCUUCCACACACCCCAAUCAUCGCCCUCACGGCUCACGCUAUGUUCGGUGAUCGGGAAAAGUGUAUAUCGGCGGGAAUGGAUGAUUACCUUCCUAAGCCGCUCAACCAGACGCAGAUGAUGGAGAUGAUCCACAAACAUGCCACCCUUCGGGAUGUUCUAUGUUGA